Hibiscus syriacus is the source of this 684-nucleotide messenger RNA. RefSeq names its product 60S ribosomal protein L6, mitochondrial-like. The record is from RefSeq and is a predicted model, not a curated record. Gene Ontology annotation, biological process: translation. Gene Ontology annotation, molecular function: rRNA binding; structural constituent of ribosome. The transcript has 2 exons. The coding region runs from base 217 to 525 and encodes 102 amino acids. Gene Ontology annotation, cellular component: ribosome. Lineage: Eukaryota; Viridiplantae; Streptophyta; Magnoliopsida; Malvales; Malvaceae.
CAAAUUGCUCUGGUUUUUGCUUGGCUGCCUUUGAAACUGCUUCAGAGUGCAAUCGAAUCGAGCUGAGCUCAAGCUGCACGAAGCUUUAAGUUUGGCUCAAAAUUUGCAGCUUGAAGCGUUUUGCUCGAGUAUAAUCUGAGUUGCAUUUUUAUAGCCCGUGCUUGUUCUACUGGAAUUUGAUUAAUCUCGCUUACAUGGUGGUUAUUUUCGGUCAUCAUGGAAGCUAAAUUCUUUCGGUUUCUUAAAAUUGUUGGAGUUGGUUACAAAGCCCGAGCUGAAGCUGAGGGGAGACUCUUAUUUCUGAAACUAGGCUACAGUCAUGAGGUCGAACUUACCGUUCCUCCUGCUGUUCGUGUUUUCUGCUUCAAAAACAAUGUUGUUUGCUGCACCGGACUUGACAAGCAGAGGGUGCAUCAGUUUGCCGCAACGGUUCGAAGUUGCAAGCCUCCAGAAGUUUACAAAGGCAAAGGUAUAAUGUACAUUGACGAAGUUAUCAAGAAGAAACAAGGUAAAAAGUCGAAAUGAUUUGGUGGAAGUGCUCGGUUUUACUUGGGGGAAUUGCAUUGUCUAACUCGGAAACUUAGUUGAAUAUCUGAACAAAAUGUAAGAGGCAUGUUGGAAUCCUUGACAUCUAUGCAACAAUUUUGAGGGGUUUUCAAUAAAUCACUUUGUUUUGGUGUGUUU